GGCAACACCCUGGACCAAGCCAGAUUUUGGCCCCCUGGCAGCCAGGCGCCCCGUUGAUAGCCAGGCAGGUCAGACGGCCCCGGGAGGCAGCCACUGUGCUGAUCGGCUGUUGUGGUUUGCUCCCCUCCCAGGAGAUGAACACCAAGGAGAGGUACAACUCCUCCGCCAGGAUCCGGGUCAACGUGCUGGACGGGGAUGACCAGUACCCCCGGUUCCUGCCGUGCAAUUUCCUGGCGCACGACGGGGCCAGCGUGUGCGUCAGCCCCGUCUACACGGCAAACGUCACUGAGCGGGAGGUCAAGGUGGGGCCUUUGCACUUCGUCCCCGGCUCGGUCUACGCAGAAGAUGGGGACAGGGAGCUGAAGGCUGCCAUUACCUACGCCAUCCUCGCAGGGACGGACCACGGCAGGUUCCAAAUAGACAACGUGACGGGCGCCAUCACCAUGCUGCGGCCUGCAGAGAGUCGGAGCCACACGCCUGCCUUCAGCCUCAGCGUCAUGGCCGCGCAGGUGAACGAUGCCAACAAGUACGUGGUGACGGAGGUGCGGGUGAGGGUCCUGGCCGCCAACGUGCACCCGCCUCGCUUCAGCCGGCCCCAGUACCAGGCCUUUGUGCGGGAGGAACCCAGCCUGGCCGCGCUGGUGCUGACGUACAGCGACCGGGUGCUGACGCUGCAGGCCGCCGACGCCGACUUCCCCGAUGGCUUCAACCCGAAGGUCCGGUACAGCCUGACGCCCCAGUCCAACCACACCCAGCUCUUCCAGAUCACGCCGAGCGGGCUCCUCGUGGCCCGAGCCGACCGGCUCCGUGCCCUCCAGCAGUACUUCCUGCAGGUCAUCGCGCGAGACGAGGAAUCAGGGGAGACCACCAACACGACGGUCAACGUGGAGGUGCUGCGGCCGGGCCAGGCAGUGCCCGUGGACCCUUCCGAAGCCGGGCAGAGCCAGGGCCCGCUGGACGUGGGGGUCCUCGCCGGCAGCCUGGGGGCGCUGCUGCUGCUCACCGCCGCCAUCCUCCUCCUCCUCGUGCACGCCAUGAAGAAGAGGCAGCGCCAUCAGCAAGCCCUGGAGAGGGCCUCCCUGGCCAUCGAGAAGCACCCCAAUGUGGUCAACGCCGGGAAGUCGGCCCCCCACCCCGGCAACAUUUACUUUCAGAACGAAGGCUACAGCGACCUGGGAGACACCACGCCGGAGAGCUCCGGGGGCUGGGUGGCCCAGGCCGUGCCGCCGGGGAAGAGCGAGCCGGCUGAGACCAGCAAGGUGAGCCCCCUAGCCAACUCCGUGGAGAAGGCCCAUGGCUUGCCGGGAGCACGGAGCGGGGCAGGGUUAGCGCCCACGGAGAAGGGAGACAGCGCCGCGGCGACGCUCCCCAACGGGCAGACGUUCGAGCCGUCGGGGUGUAAGGAUGCCUGCCAGGAAGACCAGGCGCCACCCAGGAAGUGCAGCACCAGCGCAGAGCCCGGCGCCGAGGAGGGCACCGCAGAGUCCCAGCCAGCAGGGGAGAAGGAGGAAGAGCCCCCACCGCACGACGCUCAGCUGGGCAGCCAGGAAAAGCAAACAGAGGCUGGGGCGGGAAGCCAGGAGACGGAGGUGGGGGCGAGCAAACCUUUGCAAGACAAGCCGCAAGCCGCUGCAGGCCAGGGGGACGCAGGCUGGAGUGAGCAGGAGCCGCUAGCCAACCCCGCCAGCCAAUCCCUGCCUAAUUGCACUGCCAGCGAAGGGGACUCUCCGGCCGAGGGGGCCCAGGCGACUAGCCAGAGCGCCGCUCCCUCCAGUGCCCGCCACGCCGACGCCAGCCACACAGACGCCAGCCUCCAGCCCCCAGCCCCGAGUGGGCAGCACGAGCCCCCGCCCAAGCUGCCGGUGCUGGAGGAGGUGAGCGAGGAGACGCUGGAGGAGGAUGGCCCCAAUCCCGGAGCACCCACGUACCAAGACCCCCUGGCGCCCUUGCCCAUCAGCGACGUCCGCAUGCCGGUCACGUUGAUGCAGCUCCUGGAGGAUUCCAUAGAGUGUUAGCCCAUCCAAGAGGGGCGAGCGCCUCGGCCGCACGGAGCCGAGCCCAGCACAGAGACGGUGGCUGGCGACCGGAGCCAGCCCUCCUGUAAUGCCUGGAGAAGGGUGGGGGACCCCUCUCCCCGUUCCACAGCGCUAGAGUAAAGUCCAGCGUCCCACACGGUACCGAGGCCUGGUGCGGCACAGGUCGGAGCUUCCUGUGUCUUUCCCCAAAGUCCCUGGCCGUGGCACGCCUGGUGUGGCUACAAAGGAGCCUUUGACCUUUCUGGUUUGUAAAGAGACGUUUUUUAACGCAGGGCUGGGUGCGUGGUUUGUGCGAGGUUCGCGGUUCGCCGAGGGCUGUCAGCUGUCCGAGCUGAUCCUGGAGUCUCCGGGAAUUAAAGAUUAGUCUGUUGUGUGAUGAAACCUCCAGGAAUACAGCCAACCAAAACUGGCAACCCUACAUUUGCCCCAUCUGUGUCCAAAUUGCCCGCCC
This is a messenger RNA of Chrysemys picta bellii (western painted turtle), 2487 nucleotides long. RefSeq names its product cadherin-related family member 5-like. Gene Ontology annotation, molecular function: calcium ion binding; cadherin binding. Lineage: Eukaryota; Metazoa; Chordata; Testudines; Emydidae. The record is from RefSeq and is a predicted model, not a curated record. Gene Ontology annotation, cellular component: adherens junction; membrane; catenin complex. Gene Ontology annotation, biological process: calcium-dependent cell-cell adhesion; cell-cell adhesion mediated by cadherin; homophilic cell-cell adhesion.